Molecule: messenger RNA, 924 nt
Organism: Trichoplax adhaerens
Lineage: Eukaryota; Metazoa; Placozoa; Uniplacotomia; Trichoplacea; Trichoplacidae
Exons: 10
Coding region: 1-924 (307 amino acids)
Molecular function (GO): hydrolase activity
Source: RefSeq, a predicted model, not a curated record
AUGGCUAUCCUCAUUUAUUAUACCCUAAUUUUAGUACCUACUGCACUUGCUACACCUGAUUGUGGCCAGCAUGGAUUCUAUUAUGGCCGUCGUUUGCGGAUUCACUAUGUUGCCAAUGGAGAAAAAGGAAAACCCUUAAUGCUUUUCAUUCAUGGAUAUCCUCAGUUUUGGUAUUGCUGGAGGCAUCAGUUAAAGGAAUUCGGUAAAGAUUAUUAUGCAGUUGCAGUGGAUAAUCGCGGAUAUGGUGACACUGGACGUCCAACUCACAUGGAGGAUUAUGAUAUCAAGGAGUUAAUUGAAGACGUUAAAGACAUUAUUGUAGGCCUUGGCUAUGAAAAAUGCACAUUAGUUGCUCACGACUGGGGCGGAUUCAUUGCAUGGCACUUUGCUCAUUUCCAUCCCGAAUAUCUUGAAAAAUUAAUCAUUAUGAAUGCUCCGCAUCCUAGGAUAUUCAAGCAAUACAUGGAGACUCAUAUAACUCAAGCGCUAAAAUCUUGGUACAUCUUCUUCUAUCAAAUCCCCUAUCUUCCAGAAUUUGUGGAAUCGUCAUCUGAUUAUGAAUUGAUUGACAUUAUUAUGACUUCCGUCAUUCAUUCGGACCCUAAAACUAAGGAUAUAUUUACUAAAGAUGAUGAAGAAUGUUACAAGUACAACCUUAGCCGACCGAGUUGCUUAACAAGCGCAAUUAAUUAUUAUCGUCAGAAUGUAUUUAUCCCACCUUUACCAUUUAAGUAUGACAAAAUUACAGCUCCAACUUUAAUCAUCUGGGGUGAAAAAGAUGAUGCACUUAACAAAGAAUUAAAUAAUGGUAUUGCUAAAUACGUCGAUAGUGUUAUCUUAAAGUAUAUGGCUGAAGGCACUCAUUGGAUCAGCGAGCAAUUCCCCGAAGAGACUAAUAAACACAUGCGUGACUUUUUACAAUAG